GACUCCACUGCUUUCAAAACGUUCGGAAUAUUCGGCUUUAUGAUUAAAUUAAUUAUAACAUUUAUACCUCAUUUGACCGUGCGCAAACGUCUGAAUACAAUUUUCCAAAUACAUUUUUGGACAACUUGCUGUUCUCCACAAGGAGCUGAAAUUCCCAACACGAAUUUGAUGGAUACAUUUUCUGGUUUAAUUAGGAUUGGUAUUCAAACCAUCCUCCUGACGACCACUGAAAUGAAAAACAAAUGACGUUUUUCAAAAAUGUCAUCUUUUGCAACCCGAAUCACAAAAACGAUUUUUGUGUGUUUGGGUUUAUUUUCCAAUUCCCCAAAACAAAAAGAAUAAAAUAUUAUCGUUUACAAUUUCUCGAGUGCUUAUCUUACUCUGUAUGACACCCAGACUGAAAAUACUCUGCAUAAAUAUUACUAUUGAAAUUUUUGUAGAAGCACUUCAAAAGCAUAAAUAUUAUUAUUUAGAAUUUUGUGGAAGCACCUCCUCAAUAUAUUGUUGACUGUAAAUUCACAUCAAUUGAAAAAAGUCCUUGAUGACUCUGUAUAUUGCGAACCUUAACAUGGACCUUGCAAUGUUUGGGUCACGUCUUGUGUUUACCAGCGACAUGCAACGAGAAGCAGUCACGGUGCGGCACGCCUAUUGUCCAUGUGCUCCAUCCUGUCGGCUCCAUUGCCGCGGGUGCGUCACGCGCUCGGAGCUUUGCAUAAAAUGUGUAUCAGUGGGCCAGCGCACGAGUCGGCACAUGGCGAGCGCGCAUGUGGCUUACAUGGCUUUACACAGAGCAGCCCCACUUGGCACGUCAUUCCCACCAAUCAAAGCGUGCGAGAGGAAGCGAAAUCUCAAGGAGAGAGAGAGAGAGCAAGAGAGAGAGAGUGAUCAAAGCUGCAACACGCACAAGCGUGCACGAGAAGGGUUCAGCAGAAAGCAUCUAGGUUGACUCCAAACGCAAGUAGAGGACUCCUGCGCGCAAUUAACAGCCGGAAAGCGCUUCCAUCACUCGGUCUUUUUUUUUUUUGCUCCGUUGAGAAGAGCAGGUGCUUGGGGAUUUUUUAUCUUCAGCUAUAUUCACCAGAUUUCAUCUCCAAGAAAAAAUGGACAACAGCCCAGGAGGCGGCGGCGGAGUCAUCCUGUAUGCAGGCUCGUCCGGAAGUUCCAGCCCCAGCCCGGGGAGCCCCUCCAGCGGCUACCAGACACACUCGCAGCCCUCGUCCCCGGAGAAUGUGACCUUCACAGAGAUCGGGGCGAUGAAAGAGAGGUCGGACGGGUCCGCCAGUCCGACCUCAAAGGUCCGCUUCCCCGAGGUCUACGGCGGUUCUCCUGCACCGCAGCAAACCUAUGCACAUCUGAUUGGUGGGAAAAGGCCCAGCUGUGCUUUCCAUGGAACUUUUACUAAAAAUGGUGGAAUGGUUCUGCUCUGCAAGGUCUGCGGUGACAUUGCGUCCGGUUUCCACUAUGGCGUGCACGCAUGUGAAGGAUGCAAGGGUUUUUUCCGCCGCAGCAUCCAGCAGAACAUCAACUACAAGAUGUGCGCGAAGAACGAGAAGUGUCUGAUCAUGCGCAUGAACCGCAAUCGGUGCCAGCACUGUCGCUUCAAGAAGUGCUUGUCCGUCGGCAUGUCACGAGACGCUGUGCGUUUCGGCCGCAUCCCGAAAAGGGAGAAGCAGCGACUUCUGGAUGAGAUGCAGAGGUACAUGAAGAGCCUCAAUGAGUCAGCCGCUGCCGACAUGGACUACUCCUCCUCCUCUUCUUCCCCGUCGGUGAACGAGACUCUCGCCGGCCACGAUGACGGCGGGUCCAAGGAGGCCAUCCCCAGAGCCUACCAGGACAUCUUCAGCGGCCGGGAGAGGACGGCCAAGAGGCCCAAACUCACCAACAAGGAGGCUUCUCGAGAUUGCGGUUCCCGCCAGGUUUCUGGACAAGCCCACUGCGCCCAGUCUUGCCCGCUUGAUAACAACCCGCUUACAUUCCACAACAUGGACAACGCGUCAACCAAUCCAACUCAUCGGCCGAGCGUCGACACUCUGCAUCGUUGUCCCGAAGCGGGGAACGCUUCGAACCAGCCCUCCUGUCCGUGGAAGUUAGCUCCGGGAGCUAAAGUGUUGGCGUGUCCUCUGAACGCGUGCCCCGUAUCUGGGCCGGACCGCAGCAGUCAGGACAUCUGGGAGUCCUUUUCUCAGUGUUUCACUCCUGCAGUCAAGGAAGUGGUGGAAUUCGCUAAGGGCAUUCCAGGAUUUCAAGAGCUUAGCCAGCAGGACCAAGUCAUGCUGCUUAAAUCGGGAACCUUCCAGGUUCUUAUGGUGAGGUUCAGCAACUUGUUCAAUGCUGCAGAACAUACGGUGACCUUCCUGAACGGUCAAACGUACCCGCUGUCCACCUUACGUGCUUUGGGGAUGGGUUCCCUACUCAAUGCCAUGUUUGACUUCAGUGAGAAGCUGGCCUCCUUGGGCUUGGAGCCUGAUGAAAUGGCGCUUUUCAUGGCUGUUGUGUUGGUCUCAGCAGAUCGUUGGGGCAUCUCAGACGCGCCGGCUGUGGAGCAGCUCCAGGAGGGGCUUAUCCGAGCGCUACGCUCGCUCCUCGCCCGGCGGCAUCCGGACGACACGUCGCUCUUCUCCAAACUCCUUCUGCGGCUGCCGGACCUGCGCACCCUCAACAAUCUGCACUCCGACAAACUUUUGGCCUUCCGUAUUGACCCUUGAGCAGACGAGCAAGGCGAGAUAAACACAUCCCACGGUCACACGACCUUUUUUUUUGCGUGAAAGGAAAAAGCAACGGGGCCAUCAAAUAAGUGUUGCGAUGACAUGUUAGGAGUCGCUUUGUUUUGACGAUAAAAGGAACGUGUACAUAAAUAUACAUAGAAUUAUUUCAAAUCUAGCGAGUCUACAGCCAUGUGUCACAUUUACGCAAGAUUGUUUGGGGACUCAAUGUAAAACGUAAAUUAAGAUUUUUCAAACGAUUCCACCUAAACAUUGCGUUUGCACUGACCUCAAUAUGCAAAUGAGUUAUGGAAAGUCCCUGUGCAUGUUUUGUAUAUAUUUUUUUGCUGCAUACGUGACAUUUGUCCAAAUACGACUGAACGGAUAGAAUGGACGGAAGCACGGUCAAAUGAAGAAUGUUCUGCUGACCUUCCAGUAUAAGGUGGGACUUUGGGGGGCAGGCGGAAAACGUCAUAGGGAUUCAAGAUGGACCUUUAAUACAUGGAGAUGACGGAGCCAAGCGCCUGCCUGCUCCCAAUGUUUGUCAUACAAACUAAAGUGAUAUCAUUUGAUUGGUCGUUUCACUGAUUCCUUGAGGGUAUCAUGGCUGAUUGAGCACUUUCUGUACAUUUUGUAAAUCUUUCUUCCUAAUAGAACGGAUAUAAACCUCAGAUUGUGUAAUA
Messenger RNA from Syngnathus typhle (broad-nosed pipefish), 3385 nucleotides. RefSeq names its product nuclear receptor subfamily 1 group D member 1-like. The coding region runs from base 1101 to 2705 and encodes 534 amino acids. The transcript is spliced from 9 exons. Gene Ontology annotation, biological process: positive regulation of transcription by RNA polymerase II; hormone-mediated signaling pathway; negative regulation of transcription by RNA polymerase II. The record is from RefSeq and is a predicted model, not a curated record. Lineage: Eukaryota; Metazoa; Chordata; Actinopteri; Syngnathiformes; Syngnathidae. Gene Ontology annotation, molecular function: zinc ion binding; RNA polymerase II cis-regulatory region sequence-specific DNA binding; nuclear receptor activity.